Messenger RNA from Microplitis mediator, 637 nucleotides. RefSeq names its product NADH dehydrogenase [ubiquinone] 1 beta subcomplex subunit 3 (gene ND-B12). Gene Ontology annotation, cellular component: mitochondrion. NCBI's taxonomy places the organism in Eukaryota, Metazoa, Arthropoda, Insecta, Hymenoptera, Braconidae. The coding region runs from base 169 to 516 and encodes 115 amino acids. The record is from RefSeq and is a predicted model, not a curated record. The transcript has 2 exons. Gene Ontology annotation, biological process: electron transport chain; mitochondrial respiratory chain complex I assembly.
AAGUGUUCUAUUCUAUUGAUAAAAAUUUCAUCGUUAGACAUCUGUUUUUAAUAAACUCUCAAAAUUAUGUAAUUUUUUAUUUAUAUUCAAAAAACUGUUAUUAAUAAUAAUUAACAAGUAAUUAAAAUUUACUAAAAUACAUCGGAGUAAUUUCUAACCCCAGAAAACAUGGGUGGACAUGGAGAUCAUCAUGGAGAUCAUCAUGGACCUCCGAAAGAUCCAUACCGAGUACCAAAGGCUGAGGAAUACGCCAAAAUUGAAUCCCCAGAACUGAUCGAGCUUCAGCAACGUCUAGCCAAACAUGGUCUCAAAGAUCCCUGGAUGAGGAACUACAAUUGGACAUACCACAAAAGAUAUGGAAGUGGUUGGGGUCGGAUGGGAAAAAUGAUGUUUCGUGGUGUUCCAUUAGGAGUAGGUCUUUUUGCCGCAACUCUUGGUAUUGAACAAGUUUUUGGUAUUGAUUGGCAUGCACACCAUCAUGCACACGAAGAAGGUCAUAAUGAGACUCAUCACUGAGUUAUAAAACACUCGUGUUAAAUAAUAUUUAAUAUAAAAGUGAUUCAACUUAUUGUUGAUGGUGGUGUAGUUGAUAGGUAUGUAACUGUUUAAAUAAAUCGAUAAAGCUGGUAAAAAGUUA